Molecule: messenger RNA, 1355 nt
Organism: Verruconis gallopava
Lineage: Eukaryota; Fungi; Ascomycota; Dothideomycetes; Venturiales; Sympoventuriaceae
Exons: 2
Coding region: 867-1205 (112 amino acids)
Source: RefSeq, a predicted model, not a curated record
CUUGAACUCCACACGUGGUUGCAGAAAGCCCCUUGAUGCGCACCAUCCGGACAGGAGUUCGUUUACCGUCCUUCGUGCUCUUGAAUAAGGAAGAAAUCAAACCUGCUCUCAAUUGGGAUCCGGAUCACGUAGCCAUUCAAGACGCGAAAUGGGUGAGAAGUUAUGGUCGCUGCGAUGGUCCCAGAGAUACGAUGGAAAAGUGCAUUGACUUCCGAGGUCGAUUGGCCUGGGCAUAGCACAAGUCUGACAUGCUUUGCGUUCUCGGGCACAGCAACGUGCGCUGCAGCUGUUUUUGCUGUACCUAAAAUCUCGGACAACUCUGUUAUCCUCUCAAGAUAGGAGGCGAUACCGCCCUUGGCAUAAAAAAAGCUCAGGCUUCCCCCCUUUUGAAGCAGCGUCCUUCCGAAAUAAGACAAGCCUAUAUAUAAGCUCACUCCGUGUGAUCCGGCCAAGGAUUCUCAGAGACCGCAGCGAAUCCUGGUUCUGCGACUUCUUCAAUAGACAUCUGAAAUCUUGUUGCUCAGUCACAAGCAUGGGAAGGUGGAUGUGACUUCUGCAUUUGCACGCACAGAGCAGAUUGCAGGUUGCAAAUCGAGAGUUCUGCACACUUCGAGGGCGUGCGAGCAACAUAUCGAACAAGAUUUGAUCACCUUUUCCCUCUUCUCAAUCAGUCCUAGAGAAUAUCGUGCUGAAGGGACGAAAGUCGAAUAACGCAGUCUGCCAACGUGUGUUCAUCGUGUUGAACAUGCGGGUAUCAUUCACUUUCAAGCAUAAUUAUUCAAGAAAUAAAUGAACUUCAUCCCAUAGGCUCCUCGAUUGUCAUAAAGCUGGUCGUACCUUGCAUCUGCUUAUCGUGUCAUAGAACGAUGGAUAAAGGUAGGAUUUCUGAUAAUGUUCUACCCAGCAGCGUAAAAAAGUAUCCCUUACAUCCUGAAGCGCUUCUGGAACGACAGACAUCUUGUGUCAGCACAAAAAUCUCUGUUUGUAACGCGAGAUUAUCGGCUGUCUUGGAAAGAAUUGAUCCUAGAGAGACCCAAGCUGGAACCGAGAUUUCCCGAAUGCUUGGCCUCAAUCAUAUCCACACCAACAAGCUGCUAUCUUCUUGGCUUAUCUGCCAGGAUGAAUCCACGCUGGUGCUCGAGUGCUCAGUGGUGUUUCUGCGAUUCACUAUUCCGAGUGUUGGGAUGUUGCAGAGUGGCUGGUAGCUAUGAACCGGUAUGAAAUCCUUUAUCAUUUCCUUUGGAAAGCUCUGUAAAUUGCACAGGAGAAGCAGCCAGUUCGGAAUUGCGUGGCAUUGACAUGUGAGGCUCAAGCAUUGGCUCGGGGAAUUGAAGGAGAUUUUAUUUUGUUUUCAG